AUGACAUUACACACGAUUUCCAACACACUUUCCACUAAAGUGCUUGCUUAUGCCGACGAUUUAAUUAUCUUUCUGAACGACUUACAAGGCCUACACGAAAUGAAGCGGUUGAUAACGGUGUACAACAACGCCUCCAAUGCAAAAAUAAACUUUGACAGUACUAUUGCUUUUUCUGCCUCCGGUCUACCUCCUUCUACUAGGACUUCUGCUUUAUACUCUUAUGGUAUUACUCGUUGGCACGAUCGCCGUUCGCCUGAACCACUUACCUACUUAUGCUACCCGCUAAUUCUUUCCAGCGCCCAAAUGGCCUUUUUCUGA
Molecule: messenger RNA, 318 nt
Organism: Rhizopus microsporus ATCC 52813
Lineage: Eukaryota; Fungi; Mucoromycota; Mucoromycetes; Mucorales; Rhizopodaceae
Exons: 1
Coding region: 1-318 (105 amino acids)
Source: RefSeq, a predicted model, not a curated record